ACUGUGGAGAAAAUCGAAAGGGAAGAAAGAAUAAAGAAAGGUGAGCAGAGAGAAAGAAAGCAUAUUAUUUUUUGUGACGAUGGCUUCUCUAUCUACAGUCGCCGGAAAACCGGCCGGAGUUCAGGGACUCGCCGGAAGUUCAAUUCACGGCACCAAACUUGCCGUCAAGCCGGCCCGCGUUAGCCUGCCGGUCUCCGGUCGAAGGUCUUGCAUAACAGUGGCCAAAUAUGGUGAAAAGAGUGUCUACUUUGACCUAGAGGACCUUGGAAACACCACUGGAGCUUGGGAUCUGUAUGGAUCUGAUGCCCCUUCCCCAUAUAACUCCUUACAGAGCAAGUUCUUUGAGAUCUUUGCAGCCCCAUUUACAAAAAGAGGGUUACUUUUGAAAUUUUUGAUAUUGGGAGGGGGGUCCGCAUUGGCUUACCUCAGUGCCACUGCAUCAGGGGAUAUCCUACCCAUCAAGAAGGGCCCACAAUUGCCGCCUCAGCGUGGACCACGUGGCAAGAUAUGAUUGGACAACUGCUUGUAUCAUCAAAAGUUUAUUAUUAAGACCUUGUAAAGCCUCUGGAUACUAUGUAUUUCAUAUUCUCUCUCUCUAUACUAUUCAUUUGCAUUAUCUCUAUUUCUUUCUAAGCUAUUUAUUAAUCUUCUCUAUAUUGAACUAAUGGUUUCCUA
Molecule: messenger RNA, 675 nt
Organism: Amborella trichopoda
Lineage: Eukaryota; Viridiplantae; Streptophyta; Magnoliopsida; Amborellales; Amborellaceae
Product: photosystem I reaction center subunit VI, chloroplastic
Biological process (GO): photosynthesis
Cellular component (GO): chloroplast thylakoid membrane; photosystem I; photosystem I reaction center
Source: RefSeq, a predicted model, not a curated record